Trichomonas vaginalis G3 is the source of this 804-nucleotide messenger RNA. RefSeq names its product transmembrane protein YOR223W family. Bases 1 to 804 code for a protein of 267 amino acids. Gene Ontology annotation, cellular component: Dsc E3 ubiquitin ligase complex. NCBI's taxonomy places the organism in Eukaryota, Parabasalia, Trichomonadida, Trichomonadidae. The transcript has a single exon. The record is from RefSeq and is a predicted model, not a curated record.
AUGCUGAAGAUUAAUGUUAUCCUUCCCGGAGAUAAACAUCUUCAAUUCAAUUUACAACCUCAAAAUACAACAAAAGACCUUAUAAGUAUGAUCAAAAAUGACAGUAAUGUUCAAAUUCCUCGAAAUAAAAUACUUACGCUCAUUUAUCGCGGACGAAUAUUAACUGGUAAUGAGAUCUUAUCAAGUUUUGAUUCAAUGACAGAGUUUACUAUACAAGGUUUUUAUCGAAAUGAUCCCAAUUCGCCCAAUAAUAAUAAUGAAGAGAUAAUUAUUAACGAUUUAAGAGGAUUUGAUAGGCUUCGAAGGAUGAAUUACACUCCUGAGCAAAUCCAAGAGAUUAGGAAUUCAUUUCAUAGUACUCAUCAACCUGAAGAUGGUUCACAACAAUCAAUGAUAGACCUUGAGGAAGAAUGGUUUCCUGUACUUUUCAAUCAGCGAGAUAUUGGGAGCAUGAUCAGAGCAAAUCUUCCUAAUCUUCAGAAUUUUGCAGUUCCCGCACAACCAAACCAAGCUACAGAAGCAGAUGCAGCUCAUGAGCAUCCUCAAAAUGAACAAGCUAAUAAUGAUCAUACAGAAAACAAUAAUGCCCAUAAUUCACCUUUAAUAAAUAAUAAUGAUGAUGACAGGAAUCAAACAGAUAAUGGUAUUGAUUUUCCUGGGCAAGAUUUCUUGUAUGGCUUGAUUUUUGGGCUUUUCUUUGGUAUACCAUCAGUUAUGUUGGUGUAUAUCGAUGUUCGAGCAUAUUCUUUCGUUGCCGGUAUUAUCAUUGGAACAAUAAUCAAUGCCUUGCUAACAACUUAUUAA